Molecule: messenger RNA, 1819 nt
Organism: Fusarium sp. VM40
Lineage: Eukaryota; Fungi; Ascomycota; Sordariomycetes; Hypocreales; Nectriaceae
Source: the annotation of a GenBank genome assembly
AUGGAUGGGUAUCCGACGGGAAGUUUGGACCAUAAUGUCCCCCUUCUAGUGGCCGCCGGCCUCAACAGCGAAACGAACGAGCUCCCGCUAAGCGCAGAGCUUAGGGAGCAGAGCAUCCUCCUCAGAUCAGAGAUAGCGCCCAUCGAGGGCAAAGAGGCCGAGGUUUUGGCCCAGUACUUCGCGGAUAUUAAUGCUAGCGCAAGGUCUUGGAGCGCGUUUGAGAAGAGCGAGCCCUACAGAUUUCAGAUCAAGACGGCAGGAAGGUCGUUUCUAUUACCGCCGCGCCGAGCUCGUCUUCCCGAAGGUAUCGAACCGCUCAGCGAACACCCGACACUACACUCGCCCUUCUCCCCACUAAGUCCCAUAUCAUCGCUAUAUCCGGAUGGCCUCAUUGAUGCGCAAUGGGUUAAGAAACACCAGGACCUUGUCCCAAGCGUAUACUUGUGCUUCUACCCCCUGACAAGCGACUCAUCGUCUAUGACACUACAAGACAACCAUAUAAAGUCCGAUAUCAACAAUCUUAAGAGCGCUCUAUUGCGCUCAGGAUAUAAAACCCGACUAGCGAUUGUUCUACUUGCGGAUGGCGAAGGCGCUCCUCUCUCGUCGGCUGAAGGAAUUCAAGAGAGACUGGAAAACAUACGGAGAGGGACAGCCCUGGAUCCCAAGUCGAUUUUCUACAUUCCUUCGCAGGAUUCGAAGGAGGAUCUGAAGCAGGUGGUCGAUAACAUCCUGGGUGUGCUAUACACAUCGGCUGUAGAAUACUACCGAGAUCUAGGACGACAUGCGAGAAAGAAGCGAUCCCGUGGAAUAGCCCCCCAGCCAACAGUGCCACCUACGACCGGAACAUCACAGACACUCUCACUAUCGGAUUGGAAUUUCAGAUACGACUUUAAGUCGGCAAUUUUCGCAGAAUUUCGCCAAGAAACAGAUGCAGCGCUGCGGUUUUUUGAGCAGGCUUACGAAAUACUCUUAGGACAGGAUGUGCUGGAUAUUAUCCCCAGUUGGAGCCCUCGGUGGAAUGAGACGCGACUUCUGGCAGAUAUUGUAGCAAUACGAUGUUUGAGAUGUCACCUGUGGAUGGGGCAAACGACAUUGGCUGUUCGGAAGUGGCAUCUGCACCGGGAAAGAAUCGCAGACUUUGUCGAUCGACGCGGACGAGGAACUAACAACUAUGGAUGGCAAGCCUGGGAAGCUCGAUGGGCUACAGUAAUGGCAAACUUGAUCGAGAGGGUGGGAUUGUCAGCUUUGGCGCCGGCGACAGGGGCUCUCUUCGUCCCGCCUGAUAAGUCUGUUGCGGCCGAGAGAGUAUCGCCGUGGGAGCUGCUACAUCAUACAGGCUACUGGUAUCGCAUUGCGGCACGCCAUCUCGUAGCCCGUCGGAAGCUGGCCCAUCAGAUACCGGAAGAGGAUAGGAACUCACCCGAUACGACCCCUGCGUCAGCGGUAGCCAGCAAGGCCUUUGCAUACGACACGUACAUGUGCCCAGAGCCAUACCAAGAAUACCCCAUAUCAGGCAAAGGAGUCAACCACUCACAAUUAAUCAUCGAUUGUCUAAAGUCUGCGAGCUCACAGUUUCAAGCUCGUAAGCAGGGACGCUUGGCCACUGAGAUAUCAUUGGAGUGCGCAAGAGAACUCGCCAACUUAAAGCAAUGGGACGGUGCGAUUGAGGUGAUACUGCCGUUUUGGGAGGAUGUUGCAUUCCGAUCAGAGGGUUGGGCCAAUAUUUCCGAGGACUUGUGUUUGACUAUGCGGAGAAUUGCUGUGGGAGCUCGCCGCGCAGACUUGGUGGUAGCUACAGACUGGGAGCUAAUGAGCAACA